UUUACUUCUUCUUCUCCGACAUCACCGCCUUCAGGUGGCUGCAACUCGCCGUCCUCCGCCGCAGGCGAAUUUCUAUGUAUUAUGAAGAUCUUCAACUAAUGUGAAAUCUGAGGGACUAAGCAAUGCUAUUUCGAGAAGAUGGUGCCUAUUAGGAAACUGAGCCACCUGAGUGCAAAAUUUGCUUUUGGUUCACUUAAUUUGGUUAUUGGUAAUUCUAUUGGUAAACUUUGUGGAUGCCAGAUUCAUGGUGAUUGGAAAUUAAAGCUUGUUAGUCGAUUAGUUGGGUUGUCAUUGAUCAAUGUAAAUAAAGGGCAUAAUAAUGUGGUUAGAUUUCAGCAUUUGUUAUCUCAAUCCUCGCAAUCCUAUUCGACUAUGGGUGGGACUAUCCUUGUCCAGGCUCAAGACCUUGGUAAAAUGAGUGAGGAGUUAGAACGUGCGAUUGAUGAAUGUAGGUUUGUUGAUGCUUGGGAGUUGCUGGAAAGACAUAUAUGGAUGGCUGGGUUUCCUAGAAAAUCGAUUCUGAGCAAACUUCUAGCAGCCUGUGUGGAGAGUUUAGAAGUUGAAUGGGUUGAGAAAGCUCAUGGUUUGGUUGAGCAAAUCUUUGAGGAGGACAAGAAUAAUUUAUUGGAGAAAGAGAGUUUGUUGUACCUCUCGUUGGGGCUUUCCAAGUGUGGAUUGCCUAUUCCAGCAUCUACUCUGGUCAGGAAGCUUGUUGAGAUGGAGCAUUUUCCACCCGUGGGUGCCUGGUCUGCAAUCAUUGGUUAUAUGUCACAAACUGGUGCUGGAGCUUAUCUUGCGGCUGAGCUGGUUCUUGAAAUAGGUUAUUUGUUUCAAGACGGGAGAGUUGACCCUCGUAAAAAGAUUAAUGCACCUCUGAUUGCUAUGAAGCCUAAUGUUACUUCAUUUAACAUAGCGGUAGCUGGAUGUCUUCUUUUUGGCACAACCAGAAAAGCGGAGCAGCUUCUUGACAUGAUGCCUCGAAUCAAUGUGAAAGCUGACACUACCUUAUUGAUUAUCAUGGCUCAUAUUUAUGAGAAAAAUGGGCGAUUGGAUGAGCUAAAGAAGCUCAAGCGACACAUUGAUGAGGCGCAUAACCUAACUGAUAUCCAGUUUCGACAGUUCUAUAAUUGUCUACUUGCAUGUCAUUUGAGUUUCGGAGAUCUUGAAUCUGCAUCCCAGAUGGUCCUAGAAAUGCUUCGCAAGGCAAAGAGAGCUCAAAAUUCUCUUGGUGUGGCUACUUUAUUGUUUGACAGCUCUAAAAGUUGCAGGAAUUCAUCAAACCCUAUGCAUGUAUCUGGGGGAGAUUUAACUCAUGGAAAUCGAGACAAAUCAGAAAAGAUCUUAUCUUAUCAAGAUUUCUGUAGAGACAGGAGGUUUUUAAAACUCCAGACUGAGACAGAAGAAAUGCUUGAUUUGUUGGUGGUCAAGUUGCAAAACCAAAAAGAAUUGAUAACUAGUGAGCGUGGAAUUCUCCAGCCAACAGAAACAAUAUAUGUGAAAUUAGUAAAGGCUUUCCUCGAUGCUGGCAGGAUACAGGAUCUGGUAAACUUCCUAAUCAAGGCUGAGAAAGAAGAUUCCCCAGUUUCAGUUGACAAUUCAGUCUUGGUUCAAGUGAUCAAUUCGUGCAUUUCACUUGGGUGGUUAGAUCAGGCUCAUGAUCUUCUUGAUGAAAUGCGCUUGGUCGGUGUUAAGACUGGUUCUUCUGUUUAUUCUUCUCUUCUGAAAGCAUACUGCAAAGAAAAAAGGGCAGGAGAGGUUACAUCACUGCUUCGAGAUGCUCGUAGAGCUGGGGUCCAACUAGAUGCAAGCUGUUAUGACGUACUGAUUGAAUCACAGGUGCUUCAAAAAGAUACUCAAUCAGCCCUUCAAUUGUUCAGGGAGAUGAAAGAAGCUAAAAUUCCAAGAACAGGUCAUCAAGAAUUUGAGAGUUUGGUUAAAGGAUGUGCAGAUGGUGGUGAAGCCGGUUUAAUGUCAAAGCUCUUGCAGGAAAUAAAGGAAGGGCAAAAAGUAGAUUAUGGAGUUCAUGACUGGAAUAAUGUCAUUCAUUUUUUCUGCAAAAAGAGGCUGAUGCAAGAUGCUGAAAAGGCUGUUAAGAAAAUGAGGAGUUUGGGGCAUGCGCCAAAUGCACAAACGUUUCAUUCGUUGGUUACUGGCUAUGCUUCUAUAGGUGGACAAUAUGUGGAGGUCGCUGAAUUAUGGGGCCAAAUGAAAUCAAUUGCUCAUUCAAGUGGAAUGAAGUUUGAUCAGGAGCUGUUGGACGCGGUGCUUUAUACAUUCGUGAGAGGUGGGUUCUUCACACGAGCAAAUGAAGUUGUGGAGUUGAUGGAAAAAGAUAACAUGUUUAUCGAUAUGUACAAGUAUCGUGCACUAUUCUUGAAGUACCAUAAAACACUCUACAAAGGCAAGGCUCCAAAAUUCCAAACAGAAUCCCAGCUAAAAAAACGAGAAGCAGCUUUGGCUUUUAAGAGAUGGGUGGGUCUACAUUGAAGACGCAAUUCAUACGUGAAUUCCAGAGCCCUGGUCAUGAGGCUUACAUUCUUCAGGGAUUAUCAAGCGAAAAAUCCUAUGCCCAGCCAUGAGAGGAGUAAGAAGAUUUAUGUUAUCAGUAGAUCACUAAGUGGUUAUCAGAUGUCUUCAUCAGAGGAGUGGCAUUUAUGAUGGCAGCUCGAGAGAUCAAGAAUUUAGCAAGGUUUUGUUUUGUAGCCACAAAUCAAAGAGGUCAAAUAUGCACUGUAUGAGAGAGAUCAGAGAUAUGUGCAUAUGAUGUUACCAGGAUUUAUUCUUCUGUUCCUAUGGAAAUGAGGGGAAGGAAAAUGGG
This is a messenger RNA of Ipomoea triloba (trilobed morning glory), 2818 nucleotides long. RefSeq names its product pentatricopeptide repeat-containing protein At1g03100, mitochondrial. NCBI's taxonomy places the organism in Eukaryota, Viridiplantae, Streptophyta, Magnoliopsida, Solanales, Convolvulaceae. Gene Ontology annotation, molecular function: protein binding. The record is from RefSeq and is a predicted model, not a curated record. The coding region runs from base 139 to 2487 and encodes 782 amino acids. The transcript is spliced from 3 exons.